CCAUUAUCACAUAGCGAUUCGACGUCAGUCUUCAGUGAGUACGAGUCGCGUGUAUAGAUAUUGAGGGACAUCUGUUUCUAUCGCGCUUCACGAAUAUCCAUUUUUCCGAUUUUUUUUAAGUCGUGUGUUAAUUAUGUUUCCAUCUACACUCCGUACCGUUCUACACCGCACACAACAGAAACUGACUACAACGUGCCAAUUACAUUUAUAUGCAUCGCGUCUUCAACACUGCACAGGUCCACUGACACAGUUUACAGACGAUGAACUUAUGACGAAGGAAAUGGUCGCUAAACUGGCUAAGCAGGAGAUCGCUCCGCUCGUACGAAAGAUGGAAAGGGAAGGAAAGAUAGACGACAGCGUGUUUCAAAAGCUAUUCAAGAACGGCUUGAUGGGUAUCCAAAUCCCGACGGAAUACGGUGGAACGGGAAGUAACUUUAUGAGCACAAUUUUAACCAUUGAGGAAAUCUCCAAAGUCGACGCGGCAGUAGCCGGAUGUGUCGAUAUUCAUAACACUUUGGUAAAUUCACUUAUUCUUAAAGUUGGAUCCGAAGAACAAAAGCAAAGGUAUCUACCUAGACUGGCUCAGGAUUCCGUAAGUAGUUUCUGUCUAUCAGAAUCUGGUUCAGGAUCGGAUGCUUUCUCUUUGAAAACUGAAGCGAAGAAAGAUGGAGACGAAUACGUGAUCAACGGUACGAAAAUGUGGAUAUCGAAUUCCGACGUAGCGCAGAUUUUCAUGCUUUUCGCCAAUGCGGAUCCUACCGCCGGUUAUCGCGGCAUCACGACCUUCCUCGUGGACCGUGAUACACCAGGUCUGACGGUGGGCAAGUGCGAGGACAAGUUGGGUCUUAAAGCAUCAGGCACCUGCAUGGUAUACUUCGACAACGUUAGGAUACCCAAAGACAAUCUGUUGGGAAAGUUCGGACAUGGAUAUAAGUACGCGGCUGGAUUUCUGAACGAAGGUAGAAUCGGUAUUGGCGCGCAGAUGAUUGGGAUAGCGCAGGGAUGUUUAGACGCGACCAUACCGUAUACGUUGGAAAGGAAACAAUUUGGACAGGAAAUUUUCUCCUUCCAAAGCCUACAGCACCAAAUAGCUCAGGCGAUAACGGAAUUGGAAUGCGCCAGAUUGCUCGUUUACAACGCGGCGAGAUUGGUGGAAACUAAAAAGGACAUCAUGAAGGAAGCGGCUAUGGCGAAACUUUUCGCGUCCGAAACCGCGUGUCGUAUCACCGCAAAGUGCAUAGACUUUAUGGGAGGUGUCGGCUUUACGACCAAUUUUCCUCAAGAAAAAUAUUAUAGAGAUGUAAAAAUUGGUACUAUUUACGAGGGUACAAGUAAUAUGCAGUUAUCAACGAUUGCGAAAUGUAUUCGCAAGGAAUAUUCAUAAAUAUGAUAAUUAAAAAAAGAGUAUUCCUAAAAUUAUGAU
Messenger RNA from Trachymyrmex septentrionalis, 1423 nucleotides. RefSeq names its product short/branched chain specific acyl-CoA dehydrogenase, mitochondrial-like. Gene Ontology annotation, cellular component: mitochondrion. The transcript has a single exon. Gene Ontology annotation, molecular function: acyl-CoA dehydrogenase activity; flavin adenine dinucleotide binding. NCBI's taxonomy places the organism in Eukaryota, Metazoa, Arthropoda, Insecta, Hymenoptera, Formicidae. The coding region runs from base 134 to 1384 and encodes 416 amino acids. The record is from RefSeq and is a predicted model, not a curated record.